This is a messenger RNA of Poecilia latipinna (sailfin molly), 579 nucleotides long. RefSeq names its product CMRF35-like molecule 9. Gene Ontology annotation, cellular component: plasma membrane. Gene Ontology annotation, molecular function: transmembrane signaling receptor activity. Lineage: Eukaryota; Metazoa; Chordata; Actinopteri; Cyprinodontiformes; Poeciliidae. The coding region runs from base 56 to 469 and encodes 137 amino acids. The record is from RefSeq and is a predicted model, not a curated record. The transcript has 3 exons.
UGUGACUAAAUAGUUGAAAUCCUUCUUCUGCAGACUAAAGAGAUUUUAAAGAAAAAUGCAACAAGCUUUCAUCUUCUGCCUCCUGUCAGCUCUCUGUGGUGCGAAAACACUGAUCCAAACUAAAGGAGGAAGCAUCACAGUGAAAUGCUCCUUCGCUUUGUCUGGAAGAGGGAAGUACGUCUGCAGGGAUCCGUGUGAAAACGGAGAUGUUCUCAUUGAAACCGAAGCUACGGAGGCUCAAAAUGGCCGAUACAGCAUCAGUUACAGAGAAGGAACCUUUCCAGCUUCUUCUACUGUUCUGUAUGUGAACAUCUCGCAGCUGAUCCAGUCCGACUCCGGGCGCUACUGGUGCGGAUUAAAAAGGCGUUUAAUGAUUGAUUCACGCCAGGAGUUUAUCGUAAAUGUCACAGAUGAUCUGAAGGAGCUGGAGCAGCAGACAGAGGCGAAAGGUCAUGACCUGCAAAACUGAAGCUCUAUGCAUUAGCUUCAGCAUUUAAUACUUAAAGGGGACCUAUUAAGUAAAAUUCACAUUUUACACAUUUUGUAUUUCCAUUUCAGCUUCUACGGUUUCUAAAAACA